AAGUGUACCACUAAACAUCUCCUGGGAGACUUCUCUUCUAUCGCCUAUCUUCUUAAUGUUAGACACGACGUGCCUGAGAUGGAGAUGACACCUGGUGACGCUGGAGUCUCCGAGGAGGCGGCGGUGGAGGUGUCGCUAGGAGGGGUAGUACAGCUGCAGUGCCCCAGCAAAGAGGGAGGCUGCUGGGGCAAGGUGGGCAAGGAUGGCUCACUAGACCCAGUGGGGCCAGGCCCAGGACUACAUGUUGACCGCAUCCUCUACCAGGAGGCUGGCGAGUACCGCUGUGUCGUCGCCCGCAGCGCUAAACUCGAGAAGUACCGAUCCCACAACGUCCACGUCUCUGUGGUUGGUGGGCCAGCAGUUUACCCCAGUAACAAGACUGUGACAGUAGCCACUGGGGACCGAGCCGAGCUCGCUGUUGAGUUCUGUGCCAACCCUCCCCAUACCAAGGCCUUGUGGAUAAACCAAGACCGGGUGUUCACGCCCGGCCGCAUCCCCACACCUGAUGGAAUAUUUGCUCAUAAAAUAACUGAGGGCCCUACAGCACACUGCUAUGUCGCGGUGCUGGAGUUGACGUGUGUCCAGCCCACGGACCACGGGGAGUACAUGUUCCUGGUAGUCUCUGACAAGGGGGUGAGUCAAGCGUCCAUCCACGUCAACGUGACGAUGGCCAGCGGUUUGCACAGGGUGGUGGUGUCCUGGGGCUGCGUGUCUACCCUGGGCCUCGCCCUCCUGGUGCGCUCCCUCGCUCACCUCCUCACCUCCCCCGGGGACCUCCCCGUCUGACCCUCGGACAAUUGCAUCCACCGGCCAGAAUCUGUGUCUUAAUAGUACCGUAGGUCUGCCAACACCAUGUAGGAUUGUUAGGGUUGCGUCGGAGUUGGAGUGACUACGGACUGUGUUCCGGUAAUAUUGUGAAGAUUAU
Messenger RNA from Macrosteles quadrilineatus (aster leafhopper), 925 nucleotides. RefSeq lists its product as uncharacterized. NCBI's taxonomy places the organism in Eukaryota, Metazoa, Arthropoda, Insecta, Hemiptera, Cicadellidae. The coding region runs from base 79 to 786 and encodes 235 amino acids. The transcript is spliced from 4 exons. The record is from RefSeq and is a predicted model, not a curated record.